UAAUAAUAAAUAAAAAAAAGAUAUUGACAGUAAAGAGGAUUCAGAUUCACCCAUCCGUGCGAACUGCGAAGAUGCAAUAAAAUUAAAAAAGUCCACAGCAAAGAAACAAAAAUGGGAAAAGCAUUUUGCAGAAAGCAAGCGAGCAGCCCCAUCUGGAUUGCUUUUCACACCCUGACACUCUCGAACCAAAGUGAGUCCGAGAGAUGAAGCUCUCGGGCAAAGCCAUUUCGAGUCCGGGUCGGAGCGACAAGUUCCCUCCCCCAUUGAUGCGGUUCCUGAGGAGCAAUGCAGGAAGCAGGAGCAGAAGGUCCAGGUCCAGCCCCAUGUUCGUCCGCAAGAAAAACGCCACCACCAUCGAAACCCAGGAGCCCUCCUCCCCCAAGGUCACCUGCAUGGGCCAAGUCCGAGUCAGACGCUCCUCCAAACAGCCCCCAACCAAGCGCGACACGCCCCGCAACUGCUGCUCCAUCCGAAAGCCCAACUCCUGCCGCUGCCGGCCCCUCUGCCUCUGGCCCUUCUUCCGCCGAAAGCCCAAGCCCAAGCCCAAGCCCAACUACCAUCCCCAUCCCCAAGCCCAAGAAUCAGAAUCAGAAUCUGCCUUCCGAGAGACGCUGAAUCUCAAUGUGGAUAACGCUUUCGCUUCCACUUCCAACUCCUCCACGCCUCCCAAAAACGCUUUGCUUUUAACUCGCUGCAGAUCCGCACCCUACAGAUCUUCCUCUUUGGCGAGUAGGUUUUGGGGUUCCCCCGUCAACACGGAACUGCCAAGUACAGAUUCCACUUCCCAGGAACCGCAAAAGCUGGAUUCCCUCACCCAACCACUCAAGCUUCAACAAUUAUCCAAUGGAAAGGAACCCCAACCUCAAAACCAAACACUCUCUCCAUCGCGACCUACUCUUCUCACUAGGUGCAAAUCGGAACCCGCCAGAACCGGACACAGGCUUGACUCGCUCUGGAAAAAAACAAGAAAAAUCAGAAGGGAUGUGGGAGGGAAUUGUGAACCUAGGAUUCAGCGGGUACAUAUAUUGUUACAAACUCAAAUGCAUUUGCAGCGGUUGUUGUUAUCUGGUUGAGGCAUAUACUAAUACUAGUAUACUAUUCCGCGGUCCAUCGGAGUAAAAUGCGUGUGUGUGACAGUGAAUUGUUGUGUUUAACGUUUGUGAAUGGCAUGUGAGUGUGUGGAGAAGCAUUUAUAAUAAGAUGAUGAAGUGACAGAGGAGUUGAUAAUUACUACUUGACAUGGAGUGGUCCAUCGCUGUUCGUGCUUCUUCUGCAUUAAAUAUCGUUCGUUUCUAUUAUGAUGGUCCUGUGAACGGAAUAUCUCAACCUAACGAAGCAAUGUUGUAAUUGCACCUCACGGGAAAGUUUAAUCUUUGAAGACAAAAUAAGGAAAUGUUGGGGAAGGAAUUUUAUGACGCAACAAAUAAGUUCAAUGCUUUCAAACAAUUCAUAAGUUGAUUUUAAUUCUUAGCCAAACUAUUUAUUGGGUGAAAUUUUUGUAUUUCAUUAUGAAUCGGCUUGUUCACAACACAAACUGCCCUAAAGUUCAAUAUGGCACCGGUUAAAGAAAUUAGAUGCGAAAUUUAUAAUUAUAUUAUUUAUCUUAAAUUUAAUGAGAAAAAC
Molecule: messenger RNA, 1623 nt
Organism: Cajanus cajan (pigeon pea)
Lineage: Eukaryota; Viridiplantae; Streptophyta; Magnoliopsida; Fabales; Fabaceae
Source: RefSeq, a predicted model, not a curated record